Messenger RNA from Schistocerca piceifrons (Central American locust), 1605 nucleotides. Its product is annotated as golgin IMH1-like. The transcript has 4 exons. Lineage: Eukaryota; Metazoa; Arthropoda; Insecta; Orthoptera; Acrididae. The record is from RefSeq and is a predicted model, not a curated record. Bases 1 to 1605 code for a protein of 534 amino acids.
AUGGCUGAUGAGCAACCAAGGCAACUUAGACCGCGCGCGGGUGUAAACAAACCUGAAUGUCGUAGUGAGGGAACAACAGACGACGAAGCGACACGUGAGCUGUCGGCGCCACAGACCGCGUCGCAGUCACGUGAAUGCUCGCUGUCAGAUAUACUAAAAUUGUUUGCUGAUAUGAAAACCAGUUUUGAAGCAAACAUGGCACAGUUAACAAACCAAAGUGACUAUAUUGAAACGCAAAUCAGUCAGUUAACAAACCAAAGUGACAAUAUUGAAACGCAAAUCAGUCAGUUAGCAAAUCAAAGUGACAGCAGGUUCAACAGUUUAGAAUCAAGAAUAGAGGACACCCAAGUGCGAAUGAACAAUAUAAAUUCUGUUAUUACCGACAUCCAAGCACAAAUCAAAGAUUCGAAUGACAUCAUGGAGAAAAAAAUUAAAGCCAUUACCUCUGCUUACGCAAGCGAGCUAAACGCAAGCGUACACGCAAAAAUUGAUAGUGUUCUUUCGAUGGUGGAAUCCGCCGAGACCAAUAUUGGUAGCAAGUUCAUAGACAUGCAGGCCCAAAUAGAUGUGUGUAAAUCAACUGCGAGUGACUCUUUGAAACAUUACAGUGAUGUUUCAAAGAGAUUCGUGCAGUGUAACUACUUUAAAUUUACGAUGGCUGAUGAGCAACCAAGGCAACUUAGACCGCGCGCGGGUGUAAACAAACCUGAAUGUCGUAGUGAGGGAACAACAGACGACGAAGCGACACGUGAGCUGUCGGCGCCACAGACCGCGUCGCAGUCACGUGAAUGCUCGCUGUCAGAUAUACUAAAAUUGUUUGCUGAUAUGAAAACCAGUUUUGAAGCAAACAUGGCACAGUUAACAAACCAAAGUGACUAUAUUGAAACGCAAAUCAGUCAGUUAACAAACCAAAGUGACAAUAUUGAAACGCAAAUCAGUCAGUUAGCAAAUCAAAGUGACAGCAGGUUCAACAGUUUAGAAUCAAGAAUAGAGGACACCCAAGUGCGAAUGAACAAUAUAAAUUCUGUUAUUACCGACAUCCAAGCACAAAUCAAAGAUUCGAAUGACAUCAUGGAGAAAAAAAUUAAAGCCAUUACCUCUGCUUACGCAAGCGAGCUAAACGCAAGCGUACACGCAAAAAUUGAUAGUGUUCUUUCGAUGGUGGAAUCCGCCGAGACCAAUAUUGGUAGCAAGUUCAUAGACAUGCAGGCCCAAAUAGAUGUGUGUAAAUCAACUGCGAGUGACUCUUUGAAACAUUACAGUGAUGUUUCAAAGAGAAGCAAAAGGACAGACGACAGAAACAUUGAUAGCGAGGAGCUGGAUAAAGAUAGCAAUCAGCAGGAUGAAGGAGUAGAGAACGAGAAAGACCUGGAUUUUGCAGCAGGAGAUUCUCAAUCUAGGAAACUAAUUCAUCUCAAUCUAGGAAACUAUUUCAAAAGCUUGGAAAUCAUGCUCUACUUUGUAAUGACUAUGUGGGUCUCGCCUUGUAAAAAUCCAGCACUUUCAAAGCGUUUUGACUUGAGCAGGCCAGAGUCCCGACCUCAACCCAAUGGAGAACUUAUGGUCAAGACUGAGAAAUACGGUUUCAUGGCGACAUCCCAAUAA